Molecule: messenger RNA, 2853 nt
Organism: Rhagoletis pomonella (apple maggot)
Lineage: Eukaryota; Metazoa; Arthropoda; Insecta; Diptera; Tephritidae
Product: apolipophorins-like
Exons: 4
Coding region: 229-2853 (874 amino acids)
Biological process (GO): lipid transport
Molecular function (GO): lipid carrier activity
Source: RefSeq, a predicted model, not a curated record
AAACUACAACUAUAUACAUAUUGACAUAUUUUCACGCAAUACUUUAGAAAAUAUAUCAUUUUAUUCUCAAAAUACUUACCCGUAUAACAAAUUUAUUAGCCACAAAAUUGUCACUGCUUGGAAAAUGGCUCAAAAGAGUGGUAAUUUUUCGAUAGCAUCAAUAGUGUUAAAAACUAUCGAUAGUAGACCGAAACCCAAAAACCAUUACUAUUACUACUUAGAUAACGAAUGCAAUUCUUCUUUUUCAGAAACCAUGUUUUAGAUGCGUUACCUCAUAUUGGAAGCACGGCUUCUUAUCAACUCAUGCGCGACCUACUUCUGACAGAUAGUGUAUCUAAAAAAAUGGCUGUAAAUUGGCUUAAGACAUUAUCAUUUAUUCAACGACCCGAUGAGGAUACAGUUGAAACUUUUUAUACUAUUCUUGAGUUCUCUCGAAGCAAAGCUGAGCCAGAAUAUACUUUGAGUGCCUCCUCGGUUAUACAUAGCUACUGCCGAUAUAAUGCUGAGUGUGGGCAGAAUAUGCGUGUUAAAUGGAUUAUACAGUCUCUUGAAUCAGACUUUAUUCAAAUUUUCAACACGUUCCGCGGCGAGCUGCGUUUAUAUAAACGAAUGAUUGCGAUUCUAAAAGGGCUUGGAAAUAUCGGAAUACUAUCAGAACAUUUUGUUGAGCAGCUGCAGAAAAUCAUACCGGAAAAUUUUCCACCACUUAGUAUACGUUUAGAAGCAAUUUUCGCAUUUAGGCGAUCGAACUGCGAAAAAUAUCGUUCAUUUUUUUUAGACGUUUACGAAAAUUUUACUAUUAAUUCAGAAGUACGCAUCGCAGCUUAUUUACAGGCAAUGAUUUGCCCCGAUCACUUUUCAAUUAAUAAAAUAAAGAAUGUUUUAAAAAUGGAGGAAAUAAAUCAAGUUGGUUCUUUCGUGUGGUCUCAUUUAACAAAUCUGGCUAAAUCAUCUUCUCCGGUCAAUAUUGCAGUUCAAAGCUUAUUACUGAAUGACGAUAUCUCUACAAAAUUUAAACUAGAUAUAAGAAAAUUUUCUCGGAACUACCAACAUACCUUAUUUUUUGACAAAUACAAUUUAGGCACCACCACAGACAUGAAUAUAAUUUUUGGUACUGAGUCAUAUCUACCACGGAUGGCGACGCUGAACUUAACCACCUACCUUUUCGGACAUUCGGUUAACAUAUUUGAAAUUACAGCAAGAGCUGAGGGCUUUGAGCAAUUAUUCAUUGCCAAUUUUAAGCCUGAAAAAUUUUUCAAUCAGUACAGCUUAUUUAGCAAGAGAGGAAUAAAUCCCUUAAUUGACAUUAUCUACAACUGGCUUAGUAAAAACAAUACAGAAAAUGAUGCUGCUUCAAAAAGUUCGACCAACACUGGAAGUCAAUGCAAUCCUAAAACCGCUCUCAAACGAAAGCCAUUUGAGAAUCAUACCAUGGGUCAUGAUAAUUGUGGAUAUAAAAUAUAUAGUUCGAAUGAUUCAAUAUCAAUAAAAGACGUAAAUGAUCGUAAAACAUUAUUUCACAAAAGCAUUGAGCAUUUAGGUUACACACUUAAAUAUGACUACAAUAAUCCAGUGUUUCAAUUUGGAACACGUAUUUUUGGAAGUGAUUUACAUUUUUUCUCUUUAAAUGGAAUUCCCGAAUAUGCAGAACUGUCAAAGAAGUUAGAUGUUUUACAACAACUAUCGGAAUUUCUAUCAGGAAAGGAAAUAAUAUACACAAAAUCAAAGCUGUUCCUCGAUGCUUCAUACGUUAUUCCUCUUGCAGUAGGGUUACCUUUGUCAAUAGAUUUAUUCGGCGCAUCAUCUAUUGAUCUGCGUACAUCAUGCAAGUUGGAUUAUAAAAAUCCCGAUUCUUCCGAUUUGAAUUUUGAUAUCAAAGGUAUGAUUAAACCUACAAUAUUGGUUGAUAUGGUAGGAAGCAUGAGUUCUGAUAUGUUCUAUGCACAGUCUGGAGUUAAAGUGAAGUCUACUAUGUAUACGAACUUCGAGGUUGCAGGCGAACUAAAAGUUCGCGGGAAGAAGUCGGUUACAUUUUCAUUAAGUUUGCCCCAAAAUGCUACUGAUAUUUUUACUGUUCACUCAGAAUUGCUGAAAAUUUCGCGGAGCGCCGACGAAUAUCAAACUGGUAUUAAAAGCCGUAGAUCGAAUUCUAGCUGCACAUGGCCAUUGUUUGAAACAGCUACCGCGCUGAAAGUGUGCCUCGAUUACAGUGUUCCAAAUUUAAAUAAUGCUAAAAAAAUUACUUAUCCAGGCUUAUUGCUGAGUGGUCCAAUGAAUUUCAGCGUAUCAUUAGCAAAAUCUGACCUGACAGCCAAAAACUGGAUGUUUCAGUACACAUAUGAUCAACAUCGUAACGGCUCGAACUGGGCUGUUCUUUUCUUUACGCCUGGAUCUUCAUUUGAACGUUCGAUUACUGCUAAUGUCAGUACUCAACCUGAAAUCUUAAAUGCUUCCCUUUUAUUCGUUCAUGGACUCAGUAAGGUUUCUUCCAUGUGCCAACUUAUCGGAACUAAUAUUUACAGACGGUUUAAUUUCUUACUGGACACGAAUGGAAACCGAAGCCUCGACUUUAGCAUAGAACUUAAGCGAAAGGAAGAACGAAAUGUGUUGGUAUAUAAACCAAAAAUGUUACUUGCCAUAAAUGGUGUUAAUAUAACCGGAGCUGUUGGUACAGUUCGAACAUAUGUGAAAAGCGGCAUAGUACAGAAUGAUAUGGACUUUUCAUUUGAGACUCGCAAGUUGCAAAUGCUCAUUCGAGGACUCCUUGCACAGAGCGAAGUUACUAAAUCCGUUAAUAUCACUGUGAAUUAUAGGCACCGAAGCAAAGAUUUGAGUAAAGCUGAUGCCAGAUAA